GGAAAAAGCACAGGGAUACAAGUUGUUUGUUUCAAUUAAUACGGGGCAGACAACGUGGCUGGAAAGGGAGGCAGUGAGACGUCAGACUAUCGCGGCGUGAUACAUGCUGUGUCUCAAAACCCGGUGAGCUGCCUACCGAGACAGCUUUGUUUUGGGCAUCAUACCGUCUUCGUGUUCGCUCCGGGCAGCAUUCAUUCACUGUCGCCGUUUACACACACAUGUACACUUUGUGUGAACGUGCGGUGAAGUUGAAGAUGCCAAUCUGAAUCGCUCCGAUCACGAGAUAACAAACAAGUGGUUUUCUAUGGAUUCAUUGAUUGCCACCCUGCCAAACCCCACAGCGCCUUCCGACAAACACAUCUGAGUGUUGCAAACAGGAUUGGCUUAUGUGUCCUCUCCUCAACACUCCAAUCCCAUUGGUUCAUGAAUCAGAUGGCUGCACAUGGAUAAGUCAGGUAUGAGGGGAGAUAAAAAAGAGAAAAAAUCCCAAAGACUGGUCAGCUUUUGUUAAGAAGGCUGCAGUGGAGGUGAUUGGACAGCAAACCACUUACAGCUUGGUCAGCAGAAUGCAAUCAAGUGUAUCACAGCGAGCACCAAGUUUAAUGUGAGAGCUGCCCAUAAAGAUCUAUGUUAAAUUACCCUGGACACAAAGGAAAGCCUCUCAUUUACCAUCCCAGCUCAUUGCUGAUGUAUUAGGCUCAUCUGGAUUAUUGGGACAGGGUAUUUGUCUUCAACACUGACUGGGACUGGUAGAGUUUCCAUCAUGAGACUGGUGUUGAAGUACCUGGACAAGAUGAGGUGUUUCCGAAAACGUUCGGCCAUUCCCUUCCUGGUGGCUCUCAUUACCUUCUUGCUCUUCAUAAACCUCUACAUUGAGGAUGGAUAUGUGCUGGAGGAAGAUAAACAUCAGUUGCGAGAGACCUCAAUGCAUCCUCUUAACUCUGAGCGAUAUGUUCACACCUUUAAAGACAUCACCAAUUUUUCUGAAACCAUCAAUGUGACUUAUCGAUACCUUGCUGGAACACCUUUACCUCGAAAGAAGUAUCUAACCAUUGGAUUGUCAUCUGUGAAACGAAAGCGAGGAAACUACCUGUUGGAGACCAUCAAGUCCAUUUUUGACCAAUCAAGCUAUGAGGAGCUCAAAGAGAUUGUAGUAGUUGUCCACUUGGCAGACUUUGACCUGGCAUGGUGUGAGAGCCUAGUUCAAGAAAUCUCAAGGAAGUUUGGCCACCAUAUUAUCGCAGGCCGACUGUUGGUCAUCCAUGCCCCUGAGGAGUACUACCCAUCCCUGGAUGGGUUGAAGAGAAACUAUAAUGAUCCUGAGGACAGGGUACGCUUCCGUUCAAAACAGAAUGUAGAUUAUGCUUUUCUCCUCAACUUCUGCACCAACCUCUCUGAUUUCUACAUGAUGUUAGAGGACGAUGUACGAUGCUCUCGGAACUUUCUCACAGCCCUGAAGAAGGUGGUAGCUUCAAGGGAGGGCUCGUAUUGGGUGAUGCUGGAGUUCUCUAAACUGGGCUACAUAGGGAAGUUGUACCACUCAAGAGACCUUCCCAGACUUGCCCAUUUCCUGCUCAUGUUUUAUCAGGAGAUGCCUUGUGAUUGGCUUCUUAUACAUUUCCGGGGUCUGCUGGCCCAGAAGGAUGCCAUCCGCUUCAAGCCGUCACUUUUCCAGCACAUGGGAUACUAUUCCUCUUAUAAGGGUGCAGAGAACAAACUCAAGGAUGAUGACUUUGAGGAAGACUCCCUUGACAUCCCAGACAACCCACCUGCAAGUCUGUACACCAAUAUCAAUGUGUUUGAGAGCUAUGAUGCUGCCAAAGCAUACAGUAGCGUGGAUGAGUACUUUUGGGGCAAAGCUCCAUCGACCGGGGACUUUUAUGUUAUAGUAUUCAACAAAGAAACAAAAAUUAGCAAAAUCAAGAUCAUCACAGGAACAGAUGAUCGGCAGAAUGAUAUUUUGCGUCAUGGAGCUCUGGAAGUGGGUGAGAAAUUAAUAGGAACAAAGAAGGGAAGGCAGUGCUCCUCCUAUAUAACGUUAGGGGAGUUUAAAAAUGGAAACAUUGAGGUUCACAAUGUGGACCACAAGAUUGCUUUUGAUAUUGAGUGUGUUCGUAUUGUGGUAACAGCAAGUCAGAAAGAAUGGAUUAUCAUUAGAAGCAUUAGCCUCUGGACUACACAAGGGGCAAGUCAAUGAGAACUUUAUUGAACCCUAGUUAAAGGCACAACUGUCAACGGUUUUAUUUAUCUAUUUAUUUAAUUAUACAAUGUCUAAAUUAUUUAUUCAUUCUUAUGAGAGAAAUCUUUAUUUAUUCAUUAAACUUUUGUUAAAGCCAAAUUUCAAAGGGGGUUUCGAACAGUUCUGACAUAAACAAGAUUUAUUUUAUAAAGACAAUUAGCGCACUCAUCCUUAUGCCUCCCUUUUCCAUUGUUACACCAUAAUGUUUGCUCCUCAGCUAAAACU
Molecule: messenger RNA, 2464 nt
Organism: Xyrauchen texanus (razorback sucker)
Lineage: Eukaryota; Metazoa; Chordata; Actinopteri; Cypriniformes; Catostomidae
Gene: mgat4c
Product: mgat4 family member C
Exons: 7
Coding region: 764-2197 (477 amino acids)
Biological process (GO): protein N-linked glycosylation
Molecular function (GO): acetylglucosaminyltransferase activity
Source: RefSeq, a predicted model, not a curated record